AUGCGACUUCGCAAACGUCCGCUGACCAGGGCAUUGACUUGUAUCAAGUCCGAAGACGCGCGAAAUGAGCGCUUAGGAAAGGCUGCAGGUGAGAUAAAUGAAAAACCUGCGCCAGAAGACAGCGAUGCUAGCCCCAGCGUGAGGCAGGUUUACCAAGCACUCGUACAGACGUACGGCGAACGCAACCGACGUCCAACCGGGCGAAGCGUUCUUGAGGCUCUCGUUCGUACGAUCCUCUCCCAGAAUACCACGGAUAAGUUGUCAGGAGCUGCGUAUCGGGCGCUUCGGUCUCGUUAUAAGGACUGGGCGGACGUGCUGCAUGCACCUGUCGGGGAGAUUGAGGAAACCAUUCGGAUCGGAGGCCUUGCACGAACGAAGGCUCAACACAUACAAGAUAUUCUGCGCGAACUUGAGCACAAUGCAGCAACGACAGGCACCGACACUGACUGGACACAGGGUCUGGAGUUUCUCCGCAAUGUACCCACCGCGCAAGUCAUGGAAUACUUGACCCGCUACCCAGGUGUCGGUCCAAAAACUGCCGCAUGCGUGGCGAUGUUCACCCUCGAACGCGAUGAUAGUUUUCCUGUGGAUACGCAUAUCUUUAGACUGGCGAAGCGGCUCGGAUGGGUACCGAAUGGGCAUACCCGGGAACAGGCUCAAGUAGAUUUAGAGAAUCUGAUACCAAGCACUCUCCACUACCCGAUGCAUAUUCUGAUGAUUGAGCAUGGGCGCAAGGUUUGCACUGCUCGGGGACCGCGAUGCCAGCACUGUAAACUAGCAGGUCUGGGCUGCCCGAGUGCCACGCAAGAUACAGAAUCGACGCCCGUCUGA
This is a messenger RNA of Cyanidioschyzon merolae strain 10D, 831 nucleotides long. Its product is annotated as similar to endonuclease III. Gene Ontology annotation, molecular function: catalytic activity. Gene Ontology annotation, biological process: base-excision repair. NCBI's taxonomy places the organism in Eukaryota, Rhodophyta, Bangiophyceae, Cyanidiales, Cyanidiaceae. Bases 1 to 831 code for a protein of 276 amino acids. The transcript has a single exon. The record is from RefSeq and is a predicted model, not a curated record.